AUGGAAUACCAAGCUAACAAAGGCCCACUAGUUGAUGGUUUCCAACAGUCUCCAGCUGAUCCAUCAUUAUUUACCAAAUCUCUAAACAACUCUUUCACUGCUUUGCUUGUAUAUGUAGAUGACAUUUUGGUGGCCGUCACAGAUUCAAGACAGAUACAAGCCCUAAAACAGAUGUUGGAUGAUUCAUUCAAGAUUAAAGAUCUUGGUCAGCUGAAUUAUUUUAUGGGGAUUGAAGCUUUUAGAGAUCCUAGUGGCCUUAACUUGUGUCAAAGGAAGUACACCUUGGAAAUUCUACAAGAAAAUGGUUUUCUUAAUGCUAAGCCUGCAAAGACACCAUGCACUCAAAGCCAUAAACUCACAAGUACUGAUGGCAUCUUGCUGCACAAAACUGAAGUUUUUAGGAGGCUAGUUGGUAAGCUUCUAUAUUUGACAAAUACUAGGCCUGAUAUUGCAUAUGUUGUACAACAACUCAGUCAGUAUGUGGAUAAGCCAAGAGAUACACAUCUAGCUGCAGCUCAGAGGAUCAAGUUACAGGGCUUCUCAGAUUCAGAUUGGGCAAACUGCGCAGAAACAAGGAAAUCUAUAACAGGCUACUGCAUUUACCUUGAGAACUCUCUUAUCUCUUGGAAGACAAAAAAGCAAGCAACAGUAUCAAGGUCUUCAUCUGAGGCUGAGUAUAGGGCAUUGGCAUCCACAGUUUGUGAGAUACAAUGGCUCUUAUACCUAUUGACAUAUUUGAAAGAAAAAUGCAGCAGUCUUAUUGCUUUGUUCUGUGACAAUAAUUCAGUCGCAGCAAUUGGGGAAAAUCAUGUUUUUCAUGAAAGGACAAAGCAUAUAGAGAUUGACUGCCAUAUAAUCAAGCAAAAGGUUCAUCAAGGGAUUAUAAAACUGAUGAGCAUUCCUUUUCACAAGCAUAUAGCUGAUGGCUUCACCAAAGCUUUGCCUAUUGCAUUGUUUGAUACGUUUCAUGCUAAGCCGGACCUUCAAGAUCUUCAUGCUCCAGCUUACAGGGAGGUGAUGAAGUGA
This is a messenger RNA of Ipomoea nil (Japanese morning glory), 1026 nucleotides long. RefSeq lists its product as uncharacterized. The transcript has 2 exons. The record is from RefSeq and is a predicted model, not a curated record. Lineage: Eukaryota; Viridiplantae; Streptophyta; Magnoliopsida; Solanales; Convolvulaceae. The coding region runs from base 1 to 1026 and encodes 341 amino acids.